Brenthis ino (lesser marbled fritillary) is the source of this 801-nucleotide messenger RNA. NCBI's taxonomy places the organism in Eukaryota, Metazoa, Arthropoda, Insecta, Lepidoptera, Nymphalidae. The record is from the annotation of a GenBank genome assembly.
AUGUGGUGGAUAGUGAAGUUUACGAUACUUUUGCACUGUGUCCACUCAGUCCGCAUAGUCAACGUCCGAGUGCCUGAAGUCCUGCAAUACGGUACAAAGGACGCUAUCACACUCGACUGUGACUACACCACUAAUAAUGUAACCGGACUGGUAGUUAAGUGGUUUUACAUGGACAGAUCACACCCUGUGUAUCAGUGGAUACCCCCACAAAAACCUCAAGCUUUGGGGUUAUUGAAAAAUAGGCUAGAUCUCUCCUACAAAGUAUCACAAAAUCCAUACACGCAACAUCGUGCGUUACGUAUCCUGUCUCCAGGGACCGAGUUAACCGGAAACUACACUUGUGUGGUAUCUACAUUCCUCUCUGAGGACGAGAGGACACGUCCUAUGACUAUAUUUGUUCCGGAAACCAGGUUCGAUAUGAUUCAAGAUCGUCUUAGAGAUGGCUAUUUGGAUAUUAUCUGCUCAGUCGAAGGUGUAUUUCCGAGACCAGAAGUUGUUAUAUUAGUUGGAAAUAGACCAGUCAACGCGAAGUCCUCAAUAAAAAUCAUAGACGGUCGAUACACAGCUCUUACUAGCGCUUUGGUGAAAAUUGACUCUCUCCCACCGACAGUCGAAAUAUUAUGCGACAUGCAAGUUCCACUUGCCAACUACUUCAGCAGGAAGAGGGAUAUAUUCUAUCGAGAUCCGCCGUCUACUACAGGCGAUCCUCUAAAUGCAGCGCGUGAUGAUGGACAUUUUAUGAGGACAACUCCACUGCUUCUACCUGCAUCUAUAAUAAUAAUCUUCAAUUUACAAAUCACG